AUGAGUAGUUUAUGUUUACAACGUCUACAAGAAGAAAGGAAAAAAUGGAGAAAGGAUCAUCCCUUUGGUUUCUUUGCAAAACCAACUAAGAAAGCUGACGGUACUAUGAAUCUGCAGAAAUGGGAAGCUGGUAUUCCAGGUAAAGAAGGCACAAUAUGGCAUGAAGGUGUAUAUCCAUUGACUAUAGAAUAUCCAGAUGAGUACCCAUCGAAACCACCUAAGGUUAAACUACCUAGUGGGUUUUAUCAUCCUAACAUAUACCCAAGUGGUACCAUUUGCCUGAGUAUCCUGAAUGAAGAACAAGACUGGAGACCGGCCAUAACUCUAAAACAAAUCUGUUUAGGUAUUCAAGAUCUCUUAGAUACUCCAAACCCUAACUCCCCAGCACAAGAGCCUGCUUGGAGGGCAUUUCAAAAAAACAAAGCUGAAUAUGAAAGGAAAGUUCUAUUACAGGCAAAGCAAUAUACCAAAUGA
This is a messenger RNA of Maudiozyma barnettii, 474 nucleotides long. RefSeq names its product E2 SUMO-conjugating protein UBC9 (gene UBC9). The record is from RefSeq and is a predicted model, not a curated record. The coding region runs from base 1 to 474 and encodes 157 amino acids. Gene Ontology annotation, cellular component: nucleus. Gene Ontology annotation, biological process: protein sumoylation. The transcript has a single exon. Gene Ontology annotation, molecular function: SUMO conjugating enzyme activity. NCBI's taxonomy places the organism in Eukaryota, Fungi, Ascomycota, Saccharomycetes, Saccharomycetales, Saccharomycetaceae.